Arabidopsis thaliana (thale cress) is the source of this 225-nucleotide messenger RNA. RefSeq lists its product as uncharacterized. Bases 1 to 225 code for a protein of 74 amino acids. Lineage: Eukaryota; Viridiplantae; Streptophyta; Magnoliopsida; Brassicales; Brassicaceae. The transcript has a single exon. The record is from RefSeq and is marked reviewed.
AUGGAGAAAAAGAAUAUGUUCGUGCUGUGUAUGAUCUUGUUAUUGGUGGGCUCGUCGUUGAUGUUUGAGAGAGUUGAUUGCAGAGUCGUACGAUCGGAGCCUUUCAGAGAUAUCAACGGCCAUGAUCAAUCAACGGCGACCAAGGUGAAGAGAAGCUCGUGCAGUCGACGUCCUUUGAUGAGGAUUCUAGCGUCUGGACCGAACAAAAGAGGACGUGGUCACUGA